AUGCCCGUCAACGCGACCGUGCUCUACCCGGCCGAAGCGGACGCCACCUUCGACCUGAACUACUACCUGAAGACGCACAUGCCCUUGGUGAGCGAGAACUGGGGCCAGUACGGCCUCAAGGGGUGGCAGGUGAUCCAGUUCCAGCCCGCGCCCGACGGGGCCAAGCCGUAUUCCAUCGGCGCCCUGUUGACCUGGGACGACGCCGACGGGCUCAAGAAGGCGCUCGCCAGCAAGGAGGCGGCCACCGUCUUCGGCGACGUGCCCAACUUCAGCAACAAGUCCCCGCUCUUCAUCGCGGGCGACAUUGUUGGUUCUUCGUGA
Messenger RNA from Fonsecaea erecta, 321 nucleotides. RefSeq lists its product as hypothetical. The coding region runs from base 1 to 321 and encodes 106 amino acids. Gene Ontology annotation, molecular function: oxidoreductase activity. The record is from RefSeq and is a predicted model, not a curated record. Lineage: Eukaryota; Fungi; Ascomycota; Eurotiomycetes; Chaetothyriales; Herpotrichiellaceae. The transcript has a single exon.